This is a messenger RNA of Amaranthus tricolor (Joseph's coat), 943 nucleotides long. Its product is annotated as cyclin-U1-1-like. Lineage: Eukaryota; Viridiplantae; Streptophyta; Magnoliopsida; Caryophyllales; Amaranthaceae. Gene Ontology annotation, biological process: regulation of cyclin-dependent protein serine/threonine kinase activity. Gene Ontology annotation, molecular function: protein kinase binding. The transcript is spliced from 2 exons. Bases 86 to 751 code for a protein of 221 amino acids. The record is from RefSeq and is a predicted model, not a curated record.
AAUCAAAAGGGACCCAAUUAACCAAAACCAAAACAAAAAAUAAAAAUAAAAAUAAAACCAUCCAAUCUUUUUUGUUCACAAACCAAUGUUGGGUACUAAUCUAAGUCCACCGGAAAAAAAGGUUUCACGCCGCCAUUCGGAGUCGGCGACACCGGAACCAUCCGAAGCACAAACACCAAGGGUAGUACUCAUAUUGGCUUCCAUUUUGGAACGUUUAGUGGCUAGAAAUGAUGCAAUUGUACAAAAUGAGAUGUUAAAGGAAGUAAUUGGUCCUAGACAAAUAGGGGAAUUAGGGACUAAUUUAAAGGUUUUUAAUGGAGUAAGAGCCCCAAAUAUAAGUAUAGUUAAGUAUUUGGAAAGAUUAUAUAAAUAUACAAAGUGUAGUCCUUCUUGUUUUGUAGUAGGAUAUGUUUAUAUAGAUAGGUUGGUUCAUAGACAUCCUGAGUUGCUUGUUGUCAAAAUUAAUGUGCAUAGGCUUCUACUUACAAGUGUUAUGGUUGCCUCUAAGAUGCUUGAUGAUGUGCAAUUCAACAAUGCGUUUUAUGCAAAGGUUGGUGGUGUAAGCAACUCAGAACUAAACAGAUUGGAGUUGGAAUUACUCUUCUUAUUGGAUUUUGAAGUGAUGGUAAGUUCUCCGGAAUUUCAAAGCUAUUGUUGGUACCUUGAAAAGGAAGAUAUGCGUAUAAGUGCUUCUCUUACAAUUGAACCACCUUUACAUUUUUCUAUUAAAGAUGAUGUAAAUGUUAUUUGAAUGGGGGAUACGUAUAUAUAUACUGUAUUUAGCAAUACGUAUAUAUAUACUAUAUUUAGGUACAAAAGUCACUUUCUAUUUUUAACAUUUUUUGAUUGAUAUUGAAACUUUACAUCUUGGAUAUUCACACAAAAUUUAUGUAAAGAUACAUACUCCUUAAUUAUAGAAUGUUGUGUUUUAUUCCUCCAUGCA